Pseudo-nitzschia multistriata is the source of this 5470-nucleotide messenger RNA. Lineage: Eukaryota; Bacillariophyta; Bacillariophyceae; Bacillariales; Bacillariaceae. The record is from the annotation of a GenBank genome assembly.
UGCCAAUAACAACUUCAUCAAAAGCUGGUGUGGUGCUUGGUAAAGCUAGAAGGGUUUCACAUGAUGCACUCCUGUAUUUUCUUCUUGUGGCAGAAGUAGUACUACUAGUAGUGAGGCCAGUACGGUGGUCCUGAAAUCCAAUUCUGCUGUUGAUGACCAAGAAUGAAGAAGACUGACAGUAGUUUUCAAUAAGAAUAUUGAAUGUCAGAAGACCCAUUUUUUAUACAACUAGAGGAGAGUUAUAUGUUUUUGUUGUCUUUCAUACUGUGUUUCAAGCAAGAAGAUAGUACUGUUAUGUACGUGGUAAGAAGUAGUUGAUAGUAGUAGUAGGGGGUGGUGAGUAAAGGAUUGAAAAUUACAAUACUUUUACUAGUAUUACUGGGUCCAUUUUGAUAACAAUUCUUAGAAGAAGAACAUUACUACAAAAAUGUUUGCUAUCCUCUUAGUAGUGGAGCGUUUGCUGGGACUUUACCUCAACUCCCACCAGGAGCCAAAUCAGUUUGUGAACACCAGUCAAUUAUUCACGGCACACCAGUACUACUAGUACUAAUAGUUUGAGUUAUUUUUCAUGAAUGUUUCUAUUGUCCCUGUUGAGACUGGUGCAUAUUGGUGAUGCUGAUGUUGUCUUUGGUAUUUUGAAGUGCAGGUGUCUUAGUGCAAGGAGUGCCUUGUUCUUCCAAUCACUACUACUACUUCUACCAACAGUUGGAUUCCCAUAUCACAAUGCCAUAACUUGAAUCAAUAUUUUCUUUGUUUGGGUACUUUGAGAAAGACACUUCUAGCUAAAUUCAAUUAAGUCAUUCUUAUGGACAAGGAACUUGCCAUGUUCAGCAUUCUUAUCUCAGAAUUAAUAGCAGAAUGAUUAAGAAUCAAUGAUUUUACUAGUGGUUUAUGGCUAUGUUUGUUUUAUGAUGACACAUAACACCAUUAUCAAAAGGAGUAUAUAAAUUUGGAAAGUUCUUGUGUGGUGGACACAUGGUACUGUGUAUUACUACUAGUAGUAGUACAAAAACUAUUGUUUAUUGACCCUUGAUUUUGAAGCUAGUACUACUUUGUUUGAAUUUUUAACCUGAAAGAAGAAUAAGUCCUAAUCCAUCUUCUGUUCACAUUCUCAUGAUUUUGGGUCCUUCUUCAUGAAAUUUAAUGAUGUAGAUGGUAUUUUGAGAGUUGUUCAAGAACUCAUCUUCCGCAUGAGUUUUCCACAUUCUUUUUCUAAUAUUUUCCCUUAGCAUAUUAUUUGUUAAUCUACUGUGGAAGACCAGUAUUUGUGUCAGGGGCACUGGAGAAUAGCAAAGCUUUGACACCAAUAAUUCCUGGGACCUCCUAAACCUGAGUAUUGGGAUCUUUUUCCAAUCCAACAAUUUUGAUACUAUCUUGGGAGCAGUCUCUUGUGUCCAACCUUCCUUCAAGAAGAUUGACCUCUGGCUGUAGUGAAAUCAGUUGUGAAGAAUCACAUAGAUUCAACCGUGGUAUCACCAAGCAACAGUACUCCCAGCACCAGCCAAACUUUGAUACAACUAGUACUAUGACGACCAAAUUGUAAUCACAGACAAACAACAAGCAUGAUGGGAAGAAUUUGUGUAGUGAAGAGGAGGAGAACACUGCAGAACAUCUUUAUGUUCACGACUUUUUGAUUUCCCUUGAACCUUCAUUGUAGUUCAAACAAUCUUCAACAUUCAAUCCAUCAAUAUCAAAAUGGGUUGUGUGAUAUGUCCCUGACCCACUGGUGCAUUGACUUCUCAGUGCUCAUUUUGGACUGAGUUGAAAACACCACUGCUGGGGGGGCUACUAGUAGUAUAUUUGAAGAAGUUCCUGGCCUGCACCAAUCAGGCUGUAGUUGCAUGAUGAUUUGACACAGCAAAACCAGCAGUGUUAUCACCAAGUGGGAAGAUACAGUACUAUUGUAGCCAACUGCAGAUUCCUUGGGAGGUCCAGAUUGCACGGAUUGGGGGUGGUGAAUCAGGUUGGCCACCUUGAACAAAGCUGCUUGUUUUCAUCAUUCUUUCUACCAAGAAUGCAGCAAAGAAGAAGGGCACAGCAGAGAAAACAAGAAGUGAAUGGUGGUGGUAAACAAUUAUGAUUAUAACUACUACCUACUACUACUGUAAUCCUGGUUGGUGAGGCCGGUUAUUUUUGUAGGAGUGCUCAAAAUAAUCUUCCAAAACAAAUUGUCUCUGCCCUUCUUGUCUGAUUUGACAAAACUGGAGUGCCAGUCCAAUCAACAUUUUCACCAAGCAAACCAUAAACAUUGUUUUGCAAAUUUGUCAAGAAGAUGCCUUACCACUAUUACAAGAAGUGAAACAAACCUUUCUUCUGUAGUAUAGUUUAGAAAAGUGUCACAAAUGGCACAAGAUUGUGGUGUGAAGCACCACCUCCUCUUAGCUUUGUCUUGCUGGUGCUGUCCUGGUGGUGCUGGUACUACUUACUACUUCUCUUGUUGUUGUUGAAGAUGAUGAAUUUUUCAACAAGAAGCAAUACUGCUACUACUAGUACAACAAUCAAAGUCAAAAUCAUUGCUGCCCCACCACUUUAAGUUUGUUGGAAACAGGCAGGAGGCAGCAAGGAGCAAGAAGAAGGGCUUCUUGGCAAAUUGUUUAUUCUUUGUAACAAGUAAUAGCACUACCACUACUAAAAGAAUGGAUGCCAUUUUCAGCAAUGUUGUUUGUUUGUUGUUUGACAGGCAGCAAGAUUGUUUUGUACCUAGUUGGUGGUCACUCAUCAUUUUUGCAAGAAGGAUGAGGACAAACCAUGGUGCCACUGGAGUGUGGAGGGAAGUAACAUACUCUUCAAGCAUAACAACAAACACAGACACGAGGAUGGCAAGGGGUGAGGACAGACUUGGGCUGUAGUUGUACUAGUUUUAGUAGUACUGUAUUGGAUAGUACUAUGCCUGGAUGGCGAGGAUGCUAGUAGUACACCACCACCACCACCACCACCAGCAGCAGCCAGCACUACUACCACUAGUAGUACCACUAGUACCACUACCACUAGUACUAGUAAUACCGGCGAACACCAAAUCCAUCCCCGGCACGUGGCGCUCGGCCAAUCGGACGGCGGGACCGGUCCGUGCGAUGCGAUGCGAACGGUUCGAAUUGCGCGGCAACCGAGGGGGGGGGGGAGUCUGGAUUCGCGCUGGGGCAAUUCCGGAUCCGUCCGGCCCGUGUGGCUCACAAAUUGGCGCUGGGAUGUACGGUACCGUACGCACCGUACCGUACGCAGGUACCGUAUGGGGGUUUGGAAACGAGGGAAUGGCGCAGCGCGUACACACAACACACGGCAUGGCUCGGCACGGGCGGCAUUUGUUUUUGAAAUCAUCGAACAUGGAUCGGUGAUGCCAAGGCAGGUGUCGGUGGGUCCGUUGUUGUUCGUUGCCGCGGUGACGCCGAUGAUUCUGCCGUUGGGCAUGGUACGGUUUGUACGGCACGGCCGGUGCAAAAUUGAAUUCGAUUCGAUUCGAUUCGAUUCCAUUCAAUUACUGUAGAAGUCGAUUGAAUUCAAUUUCCGUGUGCCGCAAGGAAUCCUCUUUCCGCGCAUGCUCUUGUUCGAUUCGAUAGAUAGGAAGUUCCGACCCAAUGCACUACAAGUACUUACACCGCUACUCGUAAAUCUUCGGCAUCACCAACCGGGGCAACGAGAGAACAGUCGCUCCAUCUGCUGCACCUUCCGUUCCACCACCACGGUACGAGUACGGGCAUCUUUUGAGUGCAAGUACGAGACGAGUACGAGUACGUACUGUUAGCAUACGAGUACCGCAGAAGACUCCGGCAUUCCCCGUGCAACCCACCCCAUUGCACACAGCCAAACCGAAUCGGCAACAGCAACAGCAACAGCAACAGCAACAGCAACAGCAACAGCACCCGCCAUGGCAAUGAAAGCAAAGAAAAAAGGACUCCGGUCCAUCCUCUCUCCCCGCAAGUCGUACAACCAGCUGUCCGAGGACGGCGAAAGGGAAGGGGCACCGAUGCACUCCUUUCCCGGAAGAACCUCGCCCUCUAUGGUCGACAUUGACAUUGACACUGGCAUUGACAGCGGCGAGGCAAUGCCAGUGCCAAAGCCAACAUCAACGUCAACGUCAACGUCAACGUCGAUGGCAAUGCCGGAGAGCCCCGUUUCGGUCAUGGCUUCUGCUUCCUUUCCAGGCGACACGGCCAAGGACAGCAAUCUAGGCGGAGGCGACCCCCUCCGGCCCUCCAGCAACGAUGAGCCCUUUGACGAGGCAUUCGACGAGGCAUUCGACGAAGUGUUCGACGAGGCACACGGCCUCUCGCGCCCGAACCAACAGACCACCGUCGAACCCAGCCCGACCAGCGACAAGAGCGGCAGCGGCGACAAGAGCGACAAGACCAGCAACAACAACAGCGACAACAACACCGCCGACAACAACAACAACAACACCGCCGACGAAACCCGCGACGACGGUUUUUUCCGGAUGGACCUCUUCGAAACCGCACAAGCGGCCGCGGAACAAAUGGUGGAGCGGACGACCUCCCUGGGCCUGGGCUUUCGAACCCCUAGCCGUCCGGCCACCACCCCCGAGGCCUCCCCUGCGUCCAACGAGAAAGAGCAACCUGGCUAUUCGCAGCGGCUGGACGUGGACGUCUCGGGGGAGCCAAACCCAUGGGACCUCCUCCCGCAAGCCCGGACCGCCGGCGAACCUUGCACCCAAGACGCAAAGGCAAACGCCGACGCAAAGGCAAAGGCAAACCCCAGCGCCGACGCAAACGCAAACAACCACCCCUUUCGAGCCUGCGGCCGGUCGGUGGAGGAGCUGGUCGAGACCGGGAGGGAGUGCGUCGGGACCGUCGGGAGGGCCACCGAGAAGGCCGCCCUGGACCUCCUGGAGUCCUCUUCCUGCAAGGGCAAAACGGCAAUGGACUACCCGGCGGCCGGGUCGUCGGAGGCCCACCGCCGUUCCGAGCCGCUGGCAGCCCUCCACCCGCUCCUGGAGAAAACCCUGGAGGAGCUCGGGGACUUUGUGGAGUACCACCGGGCCCUCCUGGAGGAGCGCGGGGUGGUGGUGCCCUGGUGCGGAAGGGGGAAAAGGAAGGGGUCCAGACACGAUCCCACAGAAAAAUGCGACGAACACGAAAACGAAAACGAGCCCGUCCUCAACGUUGCCAUCGAGGUGGAAAUGAAGGAAAAGGCCUAGCCGAUUCGAUACGAUUCGAUUCGAUAUUGAUGCGCAUCGCAUCCAUGUCGCAUCGAAUUGCAUCCAAUCCAAUCCAAACAAGACGCAAACCGAAAUCCCUGCAAACGAAUACCACCCAAUCAAUCUUCUGUCCUUCAUAUCUUCUGCUAUAUUUUAAACCAUCCGUACAUUCUUUCAACAACUUCAAUCCAAUCCAUGAGAAGGCAAUCCAAGCAGUCUCGUAAUGUCUAGUAUUAUAUUACUUUUUCGAUGGCAGUGCCGUGCCGUAUCGUUACUGUAGCCUUAGCCCAUACUGUACAGCACUAAACAACAAAGUACUUG